This is a messenger RNA of Penicillium bovifimosum, 1551 nucleotides long. RefSeq lists its product as uncharacterized. The transcript has 2 exons. Bases 1 to 1551 code for a protein of 516 amino acids. NCBI's taxonomy places the organism in Eukaryota, Fungi, Ascomycota, Eurotiomycetes, Eurotiales, Aspergillaceae. The record is from RefSeq and is a predicted model, not a curated record.
AUGAAUGACGGUCGCGAUGCUCUAACUAGUGGUGAGGUGCGAGAUACGGAGGCCAGUGCGAACACCCCCAUGAACGACGCGUCGGCUCCCGCGCAUCACAAUCCAAUGCCUUCCGAGAACCAAAACACACAACCGUCACGGCCCUUGUCGUCGCGGAUAGAUCAAUUGAAUGCUACUAUCGCUCCCGGCGGGGAUCACUCCAGUUCGACCUAUAUUGAAUCGUCGGAGCGCGGCAGCGACAUAUCAAUCAAGGGCCGACCAGAUCAUUCGGCCCCUACAAACUCUCUUUCCAGCCACCCUAUAUCCCCGGUCAAUGGUACCGAUCAAACACGGUUGGACAAGCCUAUAUUGAACGGACACACUCCGGCCCCGGGGGUGGAGCCAGAGCCAUUGGAUUCUCAAAUCGCCCCACCAAAGCCGGCAAACGGCGGUGCCUCAAUAGAUCGAUGGCAGCCCUCAUUAUCGCCCAUCAAAGCUGGCAAUGCUUCAAUUUCACCGCCACCAUCUCCAGAGCAUCCGCGAACAAGAUCGCACUUGGAUGCUCAAUGGGCUCCAGGCCAGAAACGGACCGCAGCUGGCCACUUCAAGUCCACUUUAGAUUCCUCCGCUGUUCAUGAUGUCGAUGUGAACGGAGCACGAAGACGUUCGAAGAGCACUGGCUCGGCUUAUGGAAAUAGGAUUGCACAGUUGUCUGUCCAUAUCCGCACGCGUCUGUCAUACGCAGCCGCCAAGGUAGAACAGGCCCGUCAGUCGCGUGAAGCUACCCCUCAAAGCGCACUCCGAGCACACAGCAGCGCAUCGCCACCAAGUGAUAUUGUAUCAUUGCCAGCAGGAUUCUCUACACCUUUCUCACAAGACUCACAACCUUCGAGUUCGAACGGAAACCCUUCGCAUUUCCCAAACCAUAGCCGCUCACGAUCAGCAUUCUCAUCUAAUCAAUAUCUUCCAAUUCCCAAGCUAGCACCGCCUGUGGAUAUCGUCUCAUCAAGCAAUACCCAGCGCCGUCGCCCAAAUCCUGAUGCAAUCUCCAAACCCUCAAACCAUAGCCCUAUUUUCCGCCACCGACGCCACCAUUCAAACCAAGACAACGGACUCAGCCGAUCUCUCAACGGCUCAGUCCUUGGCCCCGGGACGUCCUCAUCUCACACCCACCCACCAAAAUCCACACCAAACGGCUUCUACAGACCCACACAGACCCCCAACACUGCGAUGGAACAAGACGCCAUCGAAACCCUGAUGUUCAUGUCCAGUCCCGAGAACUCGGGGUAUCGCUUCAGCCCUCGUCCGCUGCAGACGGCUAGCACGCAAAGCAGUCUCAAUGAGUCGAUUAGCAAUUCCAGUGCCAAUAACAAUGGCAGCCAGAGCUCACAAACCUCUGAGUCUCACGGCCGUGGAUUUGAAACCAAGCCGGGACUGGAGGCUCAUGCUGGUGAUGAUAUUGAUCGUCUUUUGGAUCAGAUGGAUAGUGACAGCGAGGAUGAGGGUCGGUAUGCAUCGCAUCGUUCUGUUAUUACUGGUUCACAACCGUUCAGAGGGACUCAACCGAGAUAA